AUGACCGAGGUAUCCUCCACCAGGCUGUACCUGGGAAAUCUCCCUCGCAAUGCCACCAAGGCUGAUGUCGAGGCUCAUUUCGCGACCCAUGGCACUGGCGAAAUCACCGAAAUAAAGCUCAUGAACGGAUUCGGCUUCAUCGAGUACAAGGAUGCCAUGGAUGCUCGCGAUGUUGUUCCUGCCUUCCAUGGAUCCGACUUCAUGGGCGAACGCUUGACUGUACAAUUUGCCCGUGGAACCCGUCACAGGGAGGGCGGCAGUGCCGGCGGCUUUGGCAACAAUGAGCGCGCUCCUCCCAGGCCUCGCCGCACUCCUCACCGAAUGCAGAUCACGGGACUUCCCACCGAUACCAGUUGGCAGGACCUCAAAGACUUUGCUCGUCAGUCAAGCCUUGACGUUGUCUACUCGGAAACGCCCCGCGACGGCAACGGGCGCGGCUUCGUUGAAUUCGAGACUGCGGCGGACUUGAGAACCGCUGUCGAGAAGCUUGAUGGCCGAGAAUUCAAGGGAAGCCGCGUUACCUGUGUAGCAGACACACAGCCGGACAUGCCGCCUCGCGGCGAUAUGCGCAGCGCUCGGUCUCGUUCGCCCGGCGGCGGCCGUCGACCCUACCCGCCUCCAGUUGACGACUACGACCGACGUGGUCCCCCGAGAGGCUACAGCCCACGCAGAGAUGGUUAUCGUGAGGGGUACCGUGAGCGCAGCCCCCGCCGCGAGUACUACGACGAACGUGCUCGUUACCGCUCUCCUCCGCGCCGCCCCAUGGACGAUUACCCACCUCCACGAGGCCGCUACGACGAUCCCUACCGACGGGACUACCCUCCGCCGCCCGACCCCUAUGUCAACGGCAGAGGACCAUAUGAUCGCCCCCCUAGAGACUUUCCUCCUAGGGAGGCAGGUUACCCGCGUGACGGGUACCCUCGCGAGUAUGAACGUGGUGGCCGUUACUGGUAA
Colletotrichum fioriniae is the source of this 954-nucleotide messenger RNA. Lineage: Eukaryota; Fungi; Ascomycota; Sordariomycetes; Glomerellales; Glomerellaceae. The record is from RefSeq and is a predicted model, not a curated record.